Colletotrichum abscissum is the source of this 1479-nucleotide messenger RNA. RefSeq lists its product as uncharacterized. The transcript has 4 exons. Gene Ontology annotation, molecular function: UDP-glycosyltransferase activity. The annotation marks the transcript as partial. The record is from RefSeq and is a predicted model, not a curated record. NCBI's taxonomy places the organism in Eukaryota, Fungi, Ascomycota, Sordariomycetes, Glomerellales, Glomerellaceae.
CGGUGUAUCCUGCUAUGCUCGACUGUCGGCGGGUUCACCCACGCCGCCCCGGUCCUCGAGCUCGGCGCUGUACUCGCAGCCCGCGGCCACGAAGUCCACUUCGGAACCAACUCCGGCCAGGAGCACUGGGAGUCAGACUAUCCAUCCAUCACCCGCGUCCACAGCUUCGGUCCAGCCAUGCCAAAUGCCGACGCCGAAGCGCACUACGCGCACAUGAUACAGUGGCGGCUCAGCGACAGCCCGGACACUUGGUUCCAUUUACGCGAACUCAUGCUCGACACAGAAAUCAAGCCUGACAUGAUUAUCGCAGACUUUUUUGUCGAGGCCGCGGCCAAGGAUAUGAUGAUUGAGUUUGGCGUCCCCAUUGCCGUCAUGUGGCCGCAGAUGCCGUAUCUCCUGGCGCCUGUGAGCUAUAUUCCCGGCCAGCCGGGCUUCCAGGUCGAUUUCACGCCCACGUCGGAGAAGGCUUCGAUUUGGUUCCGUAUCAGGAAUGAGAUGACCAGCUGGACACGGGAGAUGACGAAACGACAAGUCGUGAAGCAUUCGGUUCCAGUGGCGCCUAAACCGAACCAGCUUGUGUUUGUCAACUCAUUCUUUGGACUUGAGCCGGCCAAAGACUUGCCACCACUUAUGCAAGUGGUUGGGCCGAUCUUGGGGGAUGAGUACCCUCCGCUCGAUGAAAGCUACCGAGCGUUUCUAGAGUCUUAUGAUAAGACGGUGUAUGUCGCUCUAGGCACUCAUAUUGUACUUCCACCAGCAGAGCUCCUGAAGAUACUCACCGGUCUUGUCAUGGCUAUAGAUGCAGGGCAUAUCAACGGCGUCAUAUGGUCCAUUGGGAAGUCAGCAAGGCAGAAUGUCGACAGAUCAGCACAUGUCAAAUCACCCAACGGUGGCAAGCUUCCAGUCGGUGAUAUCAUGGAUGAGAAGCACGCCGAUAUCCGAGUCCCAUCUUUCGCUCCCCAGCGAGGCGGUUCCAGCGCAAAUGAGACCCUAUCUCACGGAACUCCCACUCUGUUUCUGGGCUUCUUCUUCGACCAGCUCGCCAACAGCGCCCGCCUGGUCGAAGCAGGCGUCAGUCUCGCCCUGGACGAGUUUGACUUGACUACCACUGAGAUCUCAGAAAAGAUCGGCCGAAUCGUAUCCGACGUUGACGGAUCCUUUGGCAGGAUCGUUGAGCGUAUGAAGAGGAUAGCGCGCGUAGCAUCCCGGCGUAAGAAACUUGCUGUCGACAUAGUCGAGGAGGUCAUCUUUGAUCACGAGUUGCGCUUGGUAGGCGGAAGAGCGCUGCGACCGAUGCACCUUCAGACGGCAGACAUGCGGAUGCCGGUGCGGAAGGCUAGGAACUGGGAUCUGUGGCUCGUCUCCGUCUCUAUGUUGGCGGUCGGGGGUGCAAUCUACUUCAUGGCCGCGAAGUAUGCUCGGCGAUUCGAUUUAGGCAUCUUUAGAUUUGUCUCGGGUAUCGUGUACGACGUGAAUUGA